Molecule: messenger RNA, 1374 nt
Organism: Cryptococcus wingfieldii CBS 7118
Lineage: Eukaryota; Fungi; Basidiomycota; Tremellomycetes; Tremellales; Cryptococcaceae
Exons: 5
Coding region: 1-1374 (457 amino acids)
Source: RefSeq, a predicted model, not a curated record
AUGGACACAGACCCCUGGGCAGACGCCCCCUCGACCCCGCCCCAGCCUUCCUCCCUCCCAACGCUCCCCUUUUCUCCACCAGAUGCGCGCACCGGCACUGGCUCAGGUCUCGCGUCCCAGAUGGGGUCGCCGUUAAAAGCUCAAGCGUCAACCCUUGAGGAUGUGAGCGGAGGCUUUGGACUCGAAGAUGAAUCUGCGGGAGCCGGUGAUGUAGCUCGGGUGCCGGCGAGUAAGGAAGAGACAGGGGAAAAGAACGAAGAGCCUCCAGCUGUUGCUGAAGCUGAGGAAGAUGACGGCUUUGAUGACUUUGACGACUUUAACGACUCUGCCCCCACACCUGCUGCCAACGGAUCGUCCACUACAGCUGAAGAUGACGACGAAGGCUUUGGUGACUUUGGCAACUUUGAAGAGGGUGAUUUCGAGGAAGAAGAAGCGCCUCAGGAGACACCGGGCACUGGAGUAAUGCAAGAGCCCGAGUCGAUGGUAGAACGAUGGCGUGCCCUGGAAUUGAGACCACCACCACCCAGGUCGGAGAUAGCAAACCAGCUCUCGGCGCUCUUUGCUCCCCUUCUCGAUUCUGGCAAAGACCUUCUGACGAACGAACCGCCUCGAGCUGUCGGUGGCCUCAGCCAAGUCCUUGUUGGUGAAUCCAGCCGAGACGCCUACGCCCAGUUGACGACCCCGCCAUUGACAAAACCCCUCGACUGGACUCGUUCCCGCGUCCGGCGCGACCACCUCAUCUCCCUCGGCGUCCCCGUCAACCUCGACGAAGUCGACUCUCACCGCCUUUCCUCUCUUCCUCCUCUGCGGAUCACUACAAGCUUUGCCACGUCCGGUGGGAGAGGUAGGCCUCAGCCGAGGAGGGCAGAGACGUUUGAUUCGUAUUCAAAGUCUGGGGAUGGUGAUGGGAGGUAUACGGCGGAGCAGAAGGGUAAAGGUCGUGAUCAGGGACCUUUCAGUGCUGCACCUGGAGAUGGCGCGGGGACUUCGGGCAAGUAUGGAAUAGGUUUGAGGCCAGAGAUGGAUACGCCGAAAGCGGAAGAGCUGUGUGGCUUGGAAGAGGACGCCCUUUCUCUUCUACCGUUAUCGACCUUGAGGACCCUCCAACAAGAUCUUGUCACCACCUCGGCGCAGGCGAGCGCAACCUUGGCGUGGAUGUUGCAGCUCAAGGAUGCUCAAACGCAGGACAGUGCUACUUACAAUGGCAUGAUAUCAUCCCUCAUCGCCAACGCCGCCCGCGCCAGAACAGCCCAACAAUCCUCUGGCGGCGGUGUCUUCCGGCGCAGUUCUACCAAAGUACAGAGCCGACCGCAGAGCGUCAGUGGGAAUGGGGGCAUGACGCCGAGGAGGGUGGGAAGUCCAGGAAUGUGGUAG